This is a messenger RNA of Halichondria panicea, 1122 nucleotides long. RefSeq names its product thioredoxin domain-containing protein 15-like. The record is from RefSeq and is a predicted model, not a curated record. The transcript has 3 exons. Bases 149 to 997 code for a protein of 282 amino acids. NCBI's taxonomy places the organism in Eukaryota, Metazoa, Porifera, Demospongiae, Suberitida, Halichondriidae. Gene Ontology annotation, biological process: cilium assembly. Gene Ontology annotation, cellular component: cilium.
GUUACAAAGAAGACCAUUUCCCUCAAUUAAUGGCUGACUCAGCAUAGCAACUAUUUUGACAUUAUCUGGAUGUAUCCACUGAUUAAGACUGCUCUGAGGUCUGUGAGAUGCAUGAAUUGUCUAGAGAAGUGACUACCGCAAGUCUAUCAUGUUGAAUCACUCCAGAAAGAGCAGCUAUGCACUGUACAGUAUGUCCAUCACCAGAACUCUCCUCCUGCUGGGACUGACACUACACUCACUAAGGGCACAGGCAUCACCCACACCACACACCACACAGGCACCAACGUACUCCCAUAAACACCUUAACCCCUAUAAACAUUUACUGCUUAACCCUCGGGUGUGCUCAAUUCACGGAGAUGCAGACGAAUCGGAGGCUGCAGAGUUAAAUCGGAAACCCAAACGCCCGAAAUGCACAGCGGAUAAAGGCUGCGAUAUUCCAUUAAACUGUCACAACUACACAACUAGUAAUGCUACACUCGGUGAAGCACAGGUAAUACAAGUGACUACCCUCGAGUUGCAGUCCAUCGUGGAGGAUGAUAAUAUCACCAACAACUGUGUGGUGGUCAUGUUCUAUGCUCCGUGGUGUGAGUACAGCGUUCAGUUUGCCAGGAGGUACAACACUAUAGGGAGGACGUUCAGAGAAAUACCUGUACUAGCCGUGGACCUCAGCGCUAACGAGCCACAUAAGUACGUGUUGGCGUACCUCCCUGUGGUGGCUCUCUAUCAUGAAGGCAGGGUAGUGCACAGGCUCUCACUCACUGACUCCUUAGAGGAUCUCACUCACACCAUUGUCAAAAUUACAAAGUUCCCCCCGGUGUCAGCCUCACUGGAGGACGGAGAGAGUGACGGACCUGUCCCAGUCGUGAGGGUUAGGAAUGAGUUGCCUCUGCUUUACUUCUCGUUUGGAUGGAUCAUCUUCGUGCUGACUGUGUUUGUAGUGAGGAGCAGUGGAAUCAGAGACUGUGUUAGCAGACUGUGGGCAGUGAGGGCAGCUUAGUGUGUUAGCAGACUGUGGGCAGUGAGGGCAGCUUAGUGUGUUAUGUGAUUAUUGCACGUGUUUGGCUUUAUACAAGUACGUGUUAGUUGUACUUUGAUGUUGGUAACAAAAUUUAAGAACAUGAA